Salmo salar (Atlantic salmon) is the source of this 4520-nucleotide messenger RNA. The record is from RefSeq and is a predicted model, not a curated record. NCBI's taxonomy places the organism in Eukaryota, Metazoa, Chordata, Actinopteri, Salmoniformes, Salmonidae.
CUGUGCGCGCGCUUAGUAAAUGGAGCACUAAACGGCCUGAAUUUGGCAACAGUGUUCCUCGAUCACGGGGAGGGGGGGAUUCAACUAUUCCUCUCCUACCCCCCAAAGUGCCAACGAGACUGGCAUUUAUAAAGAAAAGUAGAAGUGCUGCACCUUUGCGCAGCGGCCGCCUUUAGCUGAAAGGUCCCCUCUGAGUGCACAAAGGCAGCUGCUGGAGGAACUGUUCAGCGAGAGACGAGCCGAGCGCUGAGAGGCGUAAUAAACAACCCCCGGUUAGCUACAGACAGGGACGCGGACUCGAAGUAGCUCCCCGGCCCAAGCCCGUAGUUUUACUCCGUGAAACCGGAUUCCAUCGCCAGGUUAAGACUUAUACAGUGUUGUUGCAGGUGUUUGGGUAGAGAGAGAGCAGCAUGGUGAAGGCCAAAUCCGCUCCGAGGAAGACCUCUCAGCAACACACGAAGAGUUCCAGCAGGAUGGAAGUGGAGAUGGAGGAGAUCCUCCAGGACGAGCCCCAACCUGAGCCUGAGAGCCAUGUUACCAGAGACCAGUGCUGCCAGACAGACGAGCCACAGCCCAGCAGCCCUAACCCAAUGACUGACCUUAACCCUGGCCCUGACGCAGCCCCCAGGACACCAGGGUACUGCGUGGAGCCAGGCGACCCUCCUCUGUUGCAGCAGCAGCUCCAGACCUCCAAGUCUGGCAUCCAUCAGGUCAUAGAGUGCUUCCGCUCAGGUACUGCCCAGCUGAAGCACAUGCUGCUGAAUGAGGUGGACACCAUCUUUGAGUGUAAGAUAUGUCGCAGCUUGUUCCGGGGCCUGCCCAACCUCAUCACCCACAAAGAGUACUACUGCCUUACCAGACUGUCCAAGCCCGACGAUCCAGCGGGCGAGGGUGACAAGCAGAGCGGGGCCAUGAAGGACCUCCUGGAGGCCAUCUACCCCAGGAAGGACCGGCCGGACUACGUGAUGCGCCUGGAGCCAAUCCAGACCUCUAACAACGCUGUAUUCCAGUUCCUGUCCUCAGAGGAGGAGCUGGCCCACUUCCCCCGGGCUCCACACACCCCUGGAGGGACACACACACACAGCCCUGAGCCAUGGGGGGAGCAGGGAGGGACACCGGAGAAUGGACAGACAGGAGAGGGGGAGGAGAGGAGGAGGAGGAGUGACCAGGAGGAGGAGGAGGAGGGAGGAGAGGAGGCGGCGCAGCCCGAGGAGGAGGGGUCUACGAGCGGGGUGGAGGACGUUACCAUCUCGUGCUGCCUGUGUGGUAAGGACUUCAACUCUCGCCGCAGCAUCCGCCGCCACUGUCGCAAGAUGCACCAGACCAAGCUGGAGGAGCUCCGGAAGUUCACCGAGACGCGCACCGUUCCCAUCAGCCUCCUCUCCAUGGUCAAAGGUCGGUCCCGCCCCUUGCACACGCCCAGCGGCAAGUCCUGCCCCGUCUGCUUCAAGUCCUUCGCCACCAAGGCCAACGUGCGGCGCCAUUUUGACGAGGUGCACCGCGGCCUGCGCCGGGACACCAUCACGCCGGACAUCGCCACGCGCCCCGGCCAACCGCUGUCCCUGGAGGCCACGCCUCCCCGCAAGAGCGCCAACUCCUCCCCCACGAGAGGCCACACCCCAAAGAGCGGAGGAGCCGCGGGUGCUACCACCCCUCAGCCCCCCAAAGCCUCCACCGCGGUGCCCCCCGCCCCUUCUCUCCUGGCAUCGGCCCUGUACAACCUGGCCUCUUGCCGCUGUCUGCUCUGCAAGAGGAAGUACAGCUCCCAGGUCAUGUUAAAGAGACACAUGCGCAUCGUCCACAAGAUCUACAAUCUCAAGAACCUCAAGAACGUUAGCUCCGUCUCCGUGACCACGGCCGCAACCACAUCCAUGGCGACCAACAAAAACAACAGCAGCAAAACAACGACCAACACUGACAGCACCCCUAGCAACAGCACCCCUAGCAACAGCACCCCUAGCAACAGCACCCCUAGCAACAGCCUGAGCGUGAAGGAGGAGGCGCUGGAACCCUGGGACGACCCUGACUCCAGCCCCGCCUCGUCGCCUGGCGACCCGGACGGGAAGGACACGGACAGGAAGGGUGUCGCCGUGGCAUCCAAGGCAGGUCAAAAGAUCAAAGAGGAAGAGGGUGGCAGCAGCCCCAAGACAUGGACUCGUUCCACGUCCAUCAACAGCACCGCUGGUACUAGUAGUGGUAGUGGGACUCUUGGGAGACCCCCUCAGAAGCUCUCGGUGGGGUUCGACUUCAAGCAGCUGUUCUGCAAGCUGUGCAAACGUCAGUUCAGCUCGCGCCAGAACCUCACCAAGCACAUCGAGCUGCACACGGACGGCACGGACAUCUUCAUCAAGUUCUACCGCUGCCCGCUCUGCCGCUACGAGUCCCGCCGCAAGCGCGACGUCCUGCGCCACGUGACGGUGGUGCACAAAAAGUCCACGGGCUACCUGGCCAAGAUCGUGCCCAAGCUGGAGUCGCGUGCGGUCAAGCGGCCGGCUGAGGUGGUCCUCAACUCUCCCCCCAAUGCCAACAACAACAAGAGAGGAGGAACAACGGUCAAGGAGGAGGUGAACGGGUGCCACUCGGCCCACUCUCCCCCUACGCCCCCAGUCACCCGCAAACAGGAGCUCCUCAACUCCUCCUCCUACCCAGUCACACGUAAACAGGACCUCCUCUCCUCCACCUCCUCCUCCACUCCGGUCACUCGUAACCAGGAGAGACAGGAGAGGCAGCAGGAGGCCCAAACCGGGUCACCUGUCACCCGUAAGAACGACAAACACCCCGACACCCCCACCACGACGCCCCUCCACACGCGUCGCCAUGACGCCCACCAGGAGAGCAGCAGCAGUAGCACAGAGGUGCGUGUCACCAAGAACUUCUCGCUCCACGCGUGUGACGUGUGCGGCCGGGCCUUCGCCAAGAAACUCUAUCUGGAGUCCCAUAAGAGGAGCCACCGGAACGCCACGCCACCGGUCAGCACGCCGCCCAGCGACACCAGGGCUAAGGGGGUCAGCACUCGGUCCAAGGCAAUGCUCUGAUCCCCAGUCUCGUCUCACUCCUGGUUCUUGGGAGCCUCCAUCCUGAGAGGAGAGACUUAACGGAUGAAAGAGCACCACUAACGAUGAUGAAGAAAGUAGCUGGACUGGAAAAGUGGUGGAAACGAAACACAGCGAGAGAGAGAGAGAGAGGAAGGGGUGAAAGAAGGGGAGACUUCACUUCUAAGGGACCAAAUGUAUUGCUGGAAUCCCACACUAGAAGAAUGAUGCCAGAGUGGAGUCAGUGGACACUCAAGGAGCCAUCUGUGGAGGCACCGAUGCUAUCACACUGCUGUGUGUAGGUUACCAUCACUGUAUGUACAUGUAGAUCCAUAUAUAUACACACACAUGGACCUGGUCUAGACCUGAGCCUGUAUAAACCUUAGGGGUGGGGGGAGAAGAGGGCAGGUUUGGGAGCGCUCUUAGCACACCAUAGAUAUCCCAUAUCUGACCAGCAGAGGGUGUUCCACUUCUGCUUUAUAGGAUUAGACUUUAAGGUCGGGCUCUCCAACCCUGUUCCCGGAGAGCUAACCUCCUGUAUGUUUUCACUCUAACCCCAGUGGUAUCUUGCCUGAUUCAUCUUAUCAACUAGCUAAUUAUUAGAAUCAGGUGUGCUAGAUUAGGGUUGGAGAGAGAACCUACAGGAUGGUAGCUCUCCAGGAACAGGGUUGGAGUGAAAACCUACAGGACGAUAGCUCUCCAGGAACAGGGUUGGAGAGACCUCCCCUGUAUGCUGUGAACUUGACCCAGCCAGAGCCAGCAGUAGUGAUGUUAGUUUAUUUCCCCAGCUCAUAGUAGGCUCAUAGUAAGCUAUCCAUCCACUGGAAAGGACUGGGAAGGACUCCAUACUGACUCAGUUCAUCCAGAUAGGCUUUAGUUUUUCUGGCAUUCCAAGAGAUAUAGUUUGGGUGAUUAUCUGACAGAGAAAGACAAGUAGGUAGCUGACCAGCGAUACUCUGGCACAUUGAAGAGACGGUGACCAUUGAUUGAUUGAUGAGUGGCUAUGGCUGUGUUUAAACAGGCAGCCCAAUUCAGACUUUUUUUUCACUAAUUGGACUUUUGACCAAUCAGAUCAGCUCUGAAAAAGAUCCGAUAGGCAAUCCUCAUGAAACUGUAAAAAAGAAAAAAAUGAAUUCAGGUGUAAUUUUUCCUGGAAUUUCCUCGUGAAUCACUGAGAUUAGGAUCUGUGCUUAUCUAUUUCAUAAUUAUUAUACUUUUUUAAAAUCAGAUAUUAUGCAUUUUACCAACCUUUUCACAAAACUCUCAUUACCGUAACAGUUUUCGAAGUCCCAAAAAGUUAUAUACACUGCUCAAAAAAAUAAAGGGAACACUUAAACAACACAAUGUAACUCCAAGUCAAUCACACUUCUGUGAAAUCAAACUGUCCACUUAGGAAGCAACACUGAUUGACAAUACAUUUCACAUGCUGUUGUGCAAAUGGAAUAGACAACAGGUGGAAAUAAUAGGCAAUUUGCAAGACACCCCCAA